UCUGCUUACUCCCCCUUGCAGUUCUAUUCUUCUCCUUUCCCUCCCUCGGUCCCGCUCUUUCCCUCUCUGUCGUUUUUUUUGAAAAACGAGAGCCUUUGUGUGACUCCAUUUUUAGCUCGCCUUUGCUAUGCUGUGCACAUUGUCACCCAGUGGAAAAGUGAGGGGUGGCAGUGGGUUUGGUCCACAGGAAACAGAUCACUCCUUUUGCAUGCAGAGCUCCGAGGGAGGGUCCGACACCACGACCAGCGUGGCAUCGCUGCGAACGUCAUCAUCUGCCCAGGCCCCUGUGGUCCAGCCUGUCCCAGCCUCCCAACAGAGGGUGCUGGUUCAAGCCACAGGCUCAGCUCAGAAGGGAGGACAAGUACAGCAGCUUUCAGUACCCAGGGUUCAACAGGUCCCUCAGCAGGUGCAGCAGGUUCAGCAUGUUUACCCAUCCCAGGUCCAGUACGUCGGAGAAAGUGGAGAGGCCGUUUACACCAAUGGAACAAUCCGAACAGCCUACUCCUACAACCCCGAGGCUCAGCUCUACGGGCAGAGCAGCGGAGGAGCCUACUUUGACUCUCAGACCGGUGGAGCCCACGUGACCACCGUGGUGUCGUCUGCCAGCGGCGGGGUGCCCUCUCACGGCAUGGUGGGCAUCGCCAUGGACGUGGGCAGCAGCCACAUCAUCUCCAGUGGCAGCACGUACCUGAUCCACGGAGGGAGCAUGGAGGGAAGCCGCAACCACAUCUCACACUCCUCUCGCUCCUCCUCAGCUAUGCUUGAAAUGGCGAUUGAAAACCUCCAAAAGUCUGAUGGAAUUGCAAGUCACAAAAGCAGCCUGCUCAACAGCCAUCUGCAGUGGCUGCUGGACAACUAUGAGACCGCCGAGGGAGUGAGCCUGCCCCGGUGCUCGUUGUAUAACCAUUACUUGCGGCACUGUCAGGAACAGAAACUGGAUCCGGUCAACGCGGCGUCCUUCGGGAAACUCAUACGCUCAGUCUUCAUGGGCCUUCGGACCCGCCGCCUCGGCACCAGAGGCAACUCGAAGUAUCAUUACUACGGCAUCCGGGUGAAGCCGGAUUCACCGCUCAACCGCUUGCAGGAGGACACUCAGUACAUGGCCAUGAGGCAGCAGCCUGUCCACCAGAAACAGAGAUUCAAGCCUCUACAGAAGGUGGACGGUAUGUCUGACAGUUUGUGUGGGAGCUCUCAACAUUGUAACAGCACUCCAGAGCAGUCGGUGGCUGCUCAGAGUCAACAUCACCAGCAGUACAUCGAUACCUCCCACACCCUGCCUCCGUUUCCCACCCCUGACUUGGGCACUCAGCCUCUGCCGGAGCGCAUCAACAUGAAUGAUAUCAAGAAGCUGCAGACGCUCUACAGAGACCACUGCGAGGCUACUCUGGAUGUGGUGAUGAACCUUCAGUUCCACUACAUUGAGAAACUCUGGCAGACCUUUUGGUAUUCAACACCGCCAUCUAGUGACGGAAGCACCACCAUCACCAACAGUGAUGAUGACUUGGAAGGCAUGAUCCCCAGAGAGAAGCUGGUGUCUCUGUGUAAAUAUGAACCGGUCCGACUAUGGAUGAGGAGCUGUGACCACAUCCUGUACCAGGCUCUGGUGGAGAUCCUCAUCCCUGAUGUGCUGCGUCCUGUUCCUAGUACUCUCACUCAGGCCAUCCGUAAUUUUGCCAAGAGUCUGGAGGGAUGGCUGACGAACGCCAUGACCAACUUUCCUCAAGAGAUUAUUCGCACCAAGGUGGCGGUGGUCAGCGCCUUCGCCCAGACGCUGAGGCGUUACACCAGUCUCAACCACCUGGCCCAGGCAGCCCGCGCCGUCCUCCAGAACACCUCCCAGAUCAACCAGAUGCUCUCCGACCUCAACAGAGUGGACUUCGCCAACGUCCAGGAGCAGGCGUCGUGGGUUUGUCAGUGCGAUGAGAGCGUGGUCCAGCGUCUGGAGCAGGACUUUAAAGUCACCCUGCAGCAGCAGAGCUCUCUGGACCAGUGGGCCACCUGGCUGGACAACGUGGUCUCUCAGGUCCUGAAACCACACCAGGGCAGCCCCAGCUUCCCCAAGGCCGCACGCCAGUUCCUGCUCAAGUGGUCGUUCUACAGUUCCAUGGUGAUCCGAGACCUGACCUUGCGCAGUGCAGCCAGUUUUGGGUCCUUCCACCUCAUUCGUCUGCUUUAUGACGAGUACAUGUUUUACCUGGUGGAACACCGUGUGGCGCAGGCCACCGGAGAAACUCCUAUCGCUGUUAUGGGAGAGUUCAGUGACCUGAGCUCUAUGAUGCCGUCUCUAAUGGAGAAAGACACGUCCUUCUCUGAUGAGAUGAGCGACCUGGGCAGCGACGCCGACGCCUCCCGAGGACCGACCGAACCCGCCGUCAAGAGAGAGCGCAUCGAGCUGAGCCACCCUCUGCAGGAGAUGUGAGUCCGGUCCAACAGGGCCGCGCUGAAGACCACGAGGACCCGCAUCUGUCUGAAAGAGGUGGCCCUUCAGUAGCUCUGGGACCCCCCCAUCCCAACCCCCACCCCUCCCUCGGGAUGUGGGGGCGUUCAGCUCAGCACGCUGCGUCCUUCUGCAGUAAGUGCGUGCAAUGUACAUAGAUGGAGUAGCAAAGCCAGUCCUGCCCUGAGAGGGACGGAGCUGAGGAGGAG
This is a messenger RNA of Sphaeramia orbicularis (orbiculate cardinalfish), 2646 nucleotides long. It is a transcript of the gene rfx2, whose product is annotated as regulatory factor X, 2 (influences HLA class II expression). The record is from RefSeq and is a predicted model, not a curated record. The transcript is spliced from 18 exons. Gene Ontology annotation, molecular function: DNA-binding transcription factor activity, RNA polymerase II-specific; RNA polymerase II cis-regulatory region sequence-specific DNA binding. Gene Ontology annotation, cellular component: nucleus. Gene Ontology annotation, biological process: regulation of transcription by RNA polymerase II. The coding region runs from base 128 to 2419 and encodes 763 amino acids. NCBI's taxonomy places the organism in Eukaryota, Metazoa, Chordata, Actinopteri, Kurtiformes, Apogonidae.